CUUUCUACUCUUUAUCUUCUGAUAACAAAAAAAUCGAAAAUGGUAGCUGGUAAAGUAGCCUUUGUAACAGGUGCUGGAAGCGGAAUAGGUAAAGAAGUAUGUCGCAUUUUAGCAAGACAAGGAGCCAAUGUUGUUGCUAGUGAUCGUAAUGCAAAAAGUGCCGAAGAAAUCAUUGAAUCUUUACAUGAUUUGAAACAUCUGGCAUUAAAUCUAGAUGUCACAAAUGAACAGAGUGUUAAAGAAGCAUUUAAAAAUGUAAUAAGCAAAUAUUCAACUCCUCCUACUAUUAUAAUCAAUUCUGCAGGGAUUACACGAGAUCAAUUCAUCUUAAAACUUACUAAAAAUAACUUUGAACAAGUACUGGAUGUAAAUCUAAAAGGAACAUUUUUUGUAAUGCAAACAGCAGUAAAAGAAAUGAUUGAUGCUGAUGUGAGUAAAUGUGGUUCAAUUGUUAAUUUAAGUUCUAUCAUUGGCAAAGUGGGAAACAUGGGUCAAGCUAAUUAUGCUGCUUCAAAAGCUGGUGUGAUAGCUCUUACAAAGACUGCUUCUUUAGAAUUUGGACCAUUUGGUAUUCGUGUUAACACAGUACUACCAGGCUUUAUAGAAACUCCUAUGACAGACAGUGUACCUGAUAACGUAAAGCAGAUGUUUAUAAAGAAAAUACCCCUUCAUAGAAUGGGUAAACCAGAAGAAGUAGCAGAAGUUAUUACAUUUUUAGCAUCUAGCAAAAGCUCUUAUGUUAAUGGAACAUCAAUUGAAGUCACAGGAGGAAUGCAUUGA
Molecule: messenger RNA, 780 nt
Organism: Habropoda laboriosa
Lineage: Eukaryota; Metazoa; Arthropoda; Insecta; Hymenoptera; Apidae
Product: estradiol 17-beta-dehydrogenase 8-like
Exons: 4
Coding region: 40-780 (246 amino acids)
Molecular function (GO): oxidoreductase activity, acting on the CH-OH group of donors, NAD or NADP as acceptor
Source: RefSeq, a predicted model, not a curated record